GCCGCGGGCCCGCCCCCGCCGCGCUCGGCGGUCUCUCGCGAGCGGCAGCCGCCUUCCUCAGAGCGGUGGGCCGGCCUGGAGCUGGCGACCUCGUUCUGCCUCGCGCUCUUCUUCCUCUGCAGCCCGGCCGGGCGGCCAUGGCGGCGCGGCGGCGGCAGCCGGCGGCUGGCGUGGGAGCCCGGGACGCGCUCGCGGUGCUGGCGCUGGCCUUGUGUGCUCCCAGGGUGGGCGGCGGGGCGCUCGAGUGGUACUCGGCCAAGGUGAGCAUCGAGUACGUGGACCCGCAGUCGAACCGGACGGUGUCGAGCAUGUCCGAGAGCGGCCGCUUCGGAGACAGCUCGCUCAGGGAGGAGAGGCAGGGCCUGGUGGGCGUCCCGCGCGCGCCCGCCGACCCGGUGGGCUGCGCGCCCGACACGCGCUUCGUGGCGCCAGGCGCCCUCGGCGACGCGCCCUGGGUGGCGCUGGUGAAGCGAGGAGUCUGCACCUUCAAGGACAAGGUGCUGGCGGCAGCGCGGAGGAACGCCUCGGCCGUGGUGGUCUACAACCAGGAGCACUACGGGAACGCCACCGAGCCCAUGUCGCACGCGGGAACAGGAAACAUAGUCGUCAUUAUGAUUAGCUACCCAAAAGGACGAGAAAUUUUUGAUCUGGUGCAAAAAGGAAUUCCAGUAAAAAUGAGCAUAAAGAUUGGUACUCGUCAUAUGCAGGAGUUCAUCAGCGGUCAGUCUGUGGUGUUUGUGGCCAUUGCCUUCAUCACGAUGAUGAUUAUCUCAUUAGCAUGGCUAAUAUUCUAUUAUAUACAGCGUUUCCUAUAUACUGGCUCACAGUUUGGAAGUCAGAAUCAUAGAAAGGAAACUAAGAAGGUUAUUGGCCAGCUUCCGCUACACACUGUGAAGCAUGGAGAGAAGGGAAUUGAUGUUGAUGCUGAGAAUUGUGCAGUGUGUAUUGAAAACUUUAAAGUCAAAGAUGUUAUUAGAAUCCUGCCAUGCAAGCAUAUUUUUCAUAGAAUAUGCAUUGACCCAUGGCUUUUGGAUCACCGAACGUGUCCAAUGUGUAAACUUGAUGUCAUCAAAGCCCUGGGAUAUUGGGGGGACCCUGAGGAUGCACAGGAGCUUCCUCUCCCAGAAGCUGCCCCAGGAAGUGUUUCUGUUGGGAAUCUGAGUGUGACAUCCCAAGACGAGGAGAGGAGUGAAAGCAACCUUCCAUCAUCUUCCUCAAGUGAAUCUGGGCCACACCGCCCCUGUCUUAAAGAAGAUGCAGGGGAGGACACAGCAUUACUAGGAGCCGGCAGGAGUGACCCUCAGCAUGGAGGAUCCAUGUGCUAGCACCGUCCUCACUGACAGCCUCACCGACAGAGCCUUGGCUUGAAUACAGGACAUUCAGUUUUUUACUCUAGGGUAUAGUUUGUAUACUUGAAAACAGUGGAUUUUAUUUUACUUUACCUUUCAGAUUCAGGUUUGAUAUACAAAGGGCUGAGAUAUUUUAUUCCUAAAAGACUUUUAAUUAGCCUUCAUCUAUUUAUCUACUAAAGUAUGAUGUCUAUCAUAAAUUUUGUCUUUCAUAAAUUUUGUUGUAUCAAACUGUCACAGAUUAUGUGGAGGGGUUGUUUCUGAGUACUAGACUAGCUUCUGUGGUACUAUCAAACAAGAUUCUGUUUCUCAGGCUUUUUAGACAAAGCUCCACUAAGUUGAAUUGUGAAGUGUAGUUCCUUAUUGAUCACAUGAACUUUCCCUUAAGCAGAGACUAUAGAACUUGUAAAUGAGAGAUCUUGCCAUAGGCAGUGGUGCAUACCUGCAAACUCAGGAGGCUGAGGCAAGAGGAUCUUGAAUUCUAGCCUAUCUUGGGGUACAUAGCAAGACUGCUUCGGAGGGGUUAAGGAGAGAGAGAAAUCAGCUGUCUUGCACUAUAUUGUCUUUGUCUAUAGAGACUUUAUAUGCAUACCUUUUUAUUAUGUGGGAUUGUGAAAAGAACACUAGAUGAUUUUAUGAUUUACAUUUUUACCUUUAUUGCCUAAUUUCACACUUGAAAGGAGAAGGGAAUUUAUUCAUGUUUUUCUACAAAUAAAAAAAAAUAACCUGGCAAAAAUGCCAUAUUGCAUGUUAAAAAGCAUUAAAAUAUUGAUUCAUUGAGAAAAUCAAGUAGACAUACUGUAAUGUUUUUAAAUGAUUAGUAUAUUUCAGUGGACUUAAUCUUUACAACUAAAAAAAUAUUUAAUUAAAAUUUUGAUUUUGUUGUUAGACUAAAAUAACAUUUUCCUAAUGAGAUUUUAAGCCGAUUCAAUACUGUGACCUUUCAUCCUUCUUUCCUGUUUGAAGUCUUUAAAGACUGUUGUCUGAGUUCUAUAUAGUGCUUAGAUGCUCACUUUAAGAGCGAGGAGUCCUUUGUUGUUGAUUCUAAACUUGUGUUGUAUGUCUACUUUGUAGACAAAAAUAAAUGCUUAUUGACAAAAAUUUUUCUAUGUAACAAAUUUUAUUUAGCAUAAUCAGCCCCAACAUUCAGCACAAAAAGUUUACAGAGGAUAGAAAAUGCAUUAAUAAAAGCUAGUCUUUACGAAAAGGAAAAAAAUUCAUUCUUGAUCAAAAUAUUUUACACUUCAAUGAUAAACUGAGAAUGCUUUUUUUUCUGAAGUUGACUUUAUGGGUACUUUGCCUGUGUGUACAUCUGUGCAUCAUCUACAAGCAUAAUGCCAAGGGAGGCCAGAAGAGGACAUCAGAUCUGCUGGAACUGGAGUUCCAGGGGGUUGUGAACUGCCUCGUGGGUACUAGGUAUUGAACCUGAGUUCUCUAGGAAAGCUGCCAGUGCUUUUAGCCACUGAACCAUCUCUCUAGCCCAAAAAAAGAAGGCUUUAAGAAGUUGGUCUCUGCCUGACAGCAGAAGUCAGUAGAGGUCACUGAUCCAUGGUCUGUGUUGCCCUUUGCAUCAAUGUCCUCAGCUGGAAAUGCCUACAGGACAGAAGACAGACAUGAGUCAGGAACGCAUCUAGGUCUGUUACUCUACCCGUGAAGGCUUCUGCCAGGUAAAAAGAUACGUGUCUUCAUAGCAUGAAGCUAGGAAUAACUUCAUCAUCUUUCUCAGAUCUAUUUUCUAUCUUCUCCGGGGCAAAACUUAGUCCUUUGUCUUUCUUCACAAGUUCUGUUUUUAUGUCAGCUACUUCUUGAUCUAAAUGAGACCAUUCCUUCUAGUUUAACUAGCUGUGAUCCAUUUUCUCCGUCUGCCAUCUUUGUCACUGACUACUGAGGGAUGCUCAGAUCUUGUCCUCACCGAUUGUUUCGUCACCUCUGGGACCAAGAGUAGUCACGGGAGCCCUGAAAAGGUACUAGAAGUGAGCUGGGCGGUAGUGGUGCACGCCUUUAAUCCCAGCACUUGGGAGGCUGAGGCAGGCGGAUUUCUGAGUUCGAGGCCAGCCUGGUCUACAGAGUGAGUUCCAGGACAGUCAGGACUACACACAGAAACCCUGUCUUGAAAAACCAAAAAAAAAAAAAAAAAAAAGAAAAGGUACUAGAAGCUUGUGACAAUGUGUGAACCACCUGGUGUAAGUUUAGCCAGGGUAACCACUGGAAUUCGAGAGGGAGGUAUCCAGACAGGUAUACAGAGAUUCCAUGUGGCACACCCAGCCUCUGGGAGGUCUUUGGUGGUCCUGCUUUCAGAGACAAAGGCUAGGAUGUAGAAAUGACAGGAUGGAGAACACUGAGAAAGAGCCUUCUCCAAAUACUACAGUCAUGACCUAAAUAAACUCUAAAAAUCUGACAGGAGGUGUGUCUGUUCAUGUGAGUUGGUUCCCUGGAACCACCACCAUUAAAAAUGAGUCCAGUACAAUUUUGAGGUUUUGUGUAGAGUAAUGAGGACAGUUUUAUGUCAUGUGUCUGUAUUUGGACAGCAUCUCUCAGAGCUGGCUCUGGGACAGCACCAUGGCACCACAGGCACUGCCUUCCACAGGCAAUAUCAGCACCAAGGGCUUGUCCCCAGGUCUUCAGAAAACUGCAGAAGCUAUCCCAUCAGGAAGCUAGCACCAAGAAAAUACAACUUUAAGGCUAAGUCUAUCCGUAGAACCAUUUCUAAGGCAUGAAUGAAUAUGAGCUGUUGAAGUAGAAAAAUCUUAUUUUAAGCACUUUUUAAAGAGUCUCAAAGUUAAUAACCAAACCUCACUGUGUUCAGUGCAAAUAGGAAAGCAUGAAUUUGGUGUCAAGUAGAUUAAUGCUGUUUUUAAGACAUAUCGGGGAAAAUGCUGUAAUCAUUCUAAUAGCUAAUAUUUGCUUUUACAAAGGGUCUUAUGAUAGAGCAAGGUAAAAUGUGUUUAACCACUUAGUUGUUACAGAAGCCUUUUUCUAAGGCAGGGUUUCACUGUUUAAUCUGAGUUUGAAUUCACCAUCCUUGUGCCUCAGCCUUCCCAGCGGUGAGAUCACUUAUGACUAAACAGAAAUGUGAAGAUUGGAGGCAGUGUCCAUGAUGCAGAACUAACACAGAAGUUGUUUGCUGUGGUUCCUACUCUCCUGGCUCUUACUCAGCAGUACUGACUUUGGCUCUCCCAGCAGAGAACUGGAGCUGUGAGCACAUGGUCUCACUCGCUUUGCAGGUACUUGUCUCUCACAUGCUGAACUGACUGGGGGGCCUUGGACCUUUCCUCCCAAUGACUGCUUCCUGUGGCUGCUGAGGAGUGAUGACAAUAAAAGGCCGAAUUGCAGUGUCCCCAUCAACAGUUCGCUCUCUGUGGGCACACGAUGACAAAACCUCCUGAAGCGAGUCACUGUCUGACCUCA
Molecule: messenger RNA, 4757 nt
Organism: Mastomys coucha (southern multimammate mouse)
Lineage: Eukaryota; Metazoa; Chordata; Mammalia; Rodentia; Muridae
Gene: Rnf149
Product: ring finger protein 149
Exons: 7
Coding region: 138-1325 (395 amino acids)
Source: RefSeq, a predicted model, not a curated record